GAAAUCUGAAUAAUUUUGUUGAGAUAUUGUUACAUUAACUUAAGAAUAACAAUACUGAUUAGAAUGUGAUAAAAAUUCAAGUAUUUUUAAUGAACAAAUCAAGCUAUAAUUUAGUGCAUAAUGGAUCUUAAGUAGAAAAGAUACUUUAUAAUGCAAACUUGCAAAUGAAAUGAUAAUUUAUGGAAUAUAUUGGGCAUUUUAAUAACAUUGGAAGAUAAGUUACCAUCAAAAAGGUUUGGAAGACAUUAAAUUGUGGUAAUUUUUCUCAUAAAAAAGCAGUGUGACUUAAUGAAAAAUAUUUGUGAUUUACUUGUGUCUAAAGAGAAGCAUUUGUGAUUUUCUUGUUAAAAUAAAAAAUCUACGCUAUAUUGAAUAAUAAUUGUGAUUUUUUUUCAAUUGGAUAUACCCUGGUAGUUAAGCAACAAGAAUGUCCGCUAAAACAAAGCAAACUAAUUCAGCAAAAACCCACCAUACAACAAGCAAUGUCACAAUUAAAGAGCUGCUUUCCAAGAACACCCACUCGGACGAUGUGGAUCUUGAUGUGUCGUACGAGGACGAACCUCACAAGAGAACGCCCAUUGAAGUUGUGGAUGCUGUGAAGAUGAAUCAGCUACAGAACCUGCUCCACGAUGCCCUGAUUUCCACGGAGCAUGUUCAGCAGUGUGCCAUCGUUCACAGGAAGGAUUGCUCUGUGAGGGCUAGCUCUGUGGGGUUUAAUCUGUACCAUGAUCAGGUCCAAAUUCUAUUGGACUCCUUCAAGAACCCGCCACAGACCCGGGAGGAGGGUAUCUACUUUGACGACCGCCAGUUUAAAUGUGUUCGUGCUGACAAAACUUCCAUAUAUGGCAAAUGUGAGAACCGAGGCCUCAUUCUGGUGAAGACGCUAACACUGCUUGUCAUUGCCACCUACAGCGACUCCAUGUAUCCCAGUGUGUGUGUGGAGGCUGUCGAAAAACUUGCUGACUACUUCAAAGAGAAAGGAAAAUGAGAAUUCAGGACUUCAACAAUGGAAACUGCAGGUGUCAAUUGUGCCAAGGAUAUUCAUUCAUUUUGUUGAUCUAGUAAUAAGCAAAUAAGUUACACACAUUUUUAAAUGAACUGUGAAGUUUUAAGCUUCAGCUUUAAAAUGGAAAUUUCUUAUUAAUUUAGCAUUUGUUUACCUUUUCAAGCUAAGCAUGUGAAAGCUAAAAGGCAAAUGAAGAAAUAUGUUUGCAGUGUUCCUAAUUUGAUAAAACUUAAGUCUUAAAAUGUUUUAACAUAAAAAUAAAUGACUUCAUCAGUGAAUUAUAUGUAUAUGUAAUAAUAUAUAUGAAAAUAUGGAUAUUGCUGAAAUGACUAGACCGUGUAUAGAACAAAGUUUUCUCAACAUGAUGAUAGCGUUACAUUCUGUUAUACAUACACACAAUUGCAAGUCCCAUAGUUUCUCAAGCAUUUAGUAUUCCAUUAUCUAUUUGUUUUCCUAUGAAUUCAUGUUUUGUCUUUAUACAGUUUUAACCUUUAUACCAGGUUGAACAUUAGUUAUGCUUUUGUUACUUUGUGUUGUGAAUGUUUAAAUCCGUCCAUGAAUAAAGAUAUCUACAUUAUUAUUACA
Mya arenaria is the source of this 1591-nucleotide messenger RNA. RefSeq names its product profilin-4-like. Lineage: Eukaryota; Metazoa; Mollusca; Bivalvia; Myida; Myidae. The transcript is spliced from 5 exons. Bases 428 to 988 code for a protein of 186 amino acids. Gene Ontology annotation, molecular function: actin monomer binding. Gene Ontology annotation, cellular component: cell cortex. The record is from RefSeq and is a predicted model, not a curated record.